AUGGCGGCAAAGAGCAAAGGAGCACUGGAAAAAAUUGGGCAUAGGAAUUCCAAAUUUUUUCAUGCCUGUGCUUCCCAAAGGAGAAGGGUGAACUUGAUUUCGAAUAUUUGGGAUGAGGAAGGGAACAAUUUUCGGACACCAGAUGAGAUUGAAGGGGUUUUUGUAAGAUAUUUCCAGAAGAUAUUUACUUUGUCUACCCCUAGUGGCAUGGAGACCUGUUUGCAGAACAUUACAAGUAGGGUGUCGCAGGAGAUGAACAAAAAUCUGCUACAGGAGUUCACAUCUGAGGAAGUGCUUCUGGCUUUGCAACAAAUGGCACCACUUAAAUCCCUGGGACCAGAGGGACUACCUGCUUGCUUUUUUCAAGAAAAUUGGGAGAUUGUGGGGGAUGAGGUGUUGGCUAAUCGCUUAAAGUUGAUACUCCCUAUGAUUAUAUCUCAAAAUCAAAGCGCUUUUAUUCCAGGGCGUUUGGUUUUGGACAAUACUUUGGCUGCUUAUGAAACGUUACAUACGAUGUAUUGUCGUAUGUGGGGAAAUGUGGGUUAUAUGGCUAUUAAGCUCGAUAUGAACAAGGCAUACGACCAAGUUGAAUGGUAUUUUCUUGAAAAUGUCAUGAUUAAAAUGGGUUUUGAUAGGAGGUGGGUCAAUAUUAUUAUGACAUGUAUUUCCUCUAUUCGUUAUGCUAUUAUUGUCAAUGGUAAUCCAGUGGGGGAUAUUCGGCCUUCUAGGGGAAUGAGGCAAGGAGAUCCCCUAUCCCUUUACCUUUUUCUACUAAGUGCUGAGGUGUUGAGUUCACAGCUUCAUCAGGCAGCUUCGGAGGGAAUUCUCACAGGGGUUCCUACAUCUUUGAGGGGUCCUCGGUUAAAUCAUUUGUUCUUUGCUAAUGACAGUUUACUUUUUUGUAAAGCCACUGAAGCAGAUUGGCGAAAGGCAAAUCCCGUAUUCGGGAGUUCUAAGGUAUUAAAGACCGGGUUUGUAAAAGGGUGUCUGAUUGGAAGACCAAGUUUCUCUUUCAGGCGGUUGUCUCAAUCUCCGGAUAGUUUGGUGGGAAAAAUUAUUAAAGGAAAAUAUUAUCACCAGGGGUCUUUUCUAGAAGCCAAUUUGGGAAGCAGGCCUUCUUUUGCUUGGAGAAGCAUCAUGGCGGCCAGAGAAUUAUUCAAGGAGGGGGUACUUUGGCAUAUUGGGGACGGGAAAUCUGUGGCUAUUUGGAAGGAUAGGUGGAUCCUCAUGCCAAUCACCCAUUGUAUCCAAACCCCAUGUAUGACUCUCAACGAAGAUGCUACUGUAAAUGAACUGUUUGAGUCAACUAUGGGUGGCUGGAACUGGGCUCUUAUCAAUGAAAUAUUCGAGGAGGAGGAAGAUGAGAUUAUUUGCAACAUUCCAAGGAGUAAGUAUGGGAGGCCAGAUAAGCUGAUUUGGAGAGCAUCCCCAACUGGAAUUUUCACUGUUAGGAGUGCAUACCAUAUGGAAAUGGAGAGGAAAAUGAUGCAAUCUGGAAUGGGAUCGACUCAGUUAGGGUGUUCAUUUUUGUGGAAGUUUUUAUGGAGCACACAGAUCCCAAAUUCCUCAAAAGUUUUCCUGUAG
Messenger RNA from Corylus avellana, 1584 nucleotides. NCBI's taxonomy places the organism in Eukaryota, Viridiplantae, Streptophyta, Magnoliopsida, Fagales, Betulaceae. The record is from RefSeq and is a predicted model, not a curated record.